AUAUAACAAGCAAAAAUAUUAAUAGAAAAAAAGAAAAAAGUGGUGAAGAAGAAUCUCAUCGUUCAAGAAGUAUGUCUAUAGAUCGUCAGAGGGAUAAAUCAAGGGAUCGGUCUCGAAGAAGCUCUCGACGAAGUCGUCGAGAUGACC
Molecule: messenger RNA, 147 nt
Organism: Scutellospora calospora
Lineage: Eukaryota; Fungi; Glomeromycota; Glomeromycetes; Diversisporales; Gigasporaceae
Source: the annotation of a GenBank genome assembly